AGAGCGAGAGAAUGGCCGUAGUAAUGAACACAGGGAGGUCGUUGGAGUCGACGGCGACGUGGGCGGUGGCGGUGGUUUGCUUUGUGCUGAUUGCUAUAUCAAUUCUCGUUGAGAAAUUCUUUCAUGUUAUUGAAUCGUGGUUGAAUAAAAAGAGAAGAUCGUCUCUAUGUGAAGCACUUGAAAAGAUUAAAACAGAGCUUAUGCUGUUGGGGCUCAUGUCAUUGCUGCUAUCAAUUUUACAACAAUACCUUUCAGAAUUAUGCGUUCCCUAUAACGUUGGACACUCAUGGCAUCCUUGCAAAGAGAAAAGUGGUAAACAAUAUCAAGAUCCAUGUCCAAAGGACAAGGUACAACUCGUCUCAGCAUAUGGCAUCAACCAGCUUCAUAUAUUCAUUUUUGCAUUGGCUGUUUCUCACAUAAUAUGCAGCGUCACAACCUUAAAUUUGGGUGGACUAAAGAUAAAGAAAUGGAAAUCAUGGGAAGAAGAGACAAUGACGGUUAACUACCAAUGCAACAAUGAUCCGGAGAGGUUCAGAUUUGUGAGGGAGACAACAUUUUCACGAAGGCAUUUGCGUUUUUGGACCAAGUAUCCCAUCCUCCUAUGGAUUGGCUGUUUCUUUGGGCAAUUUUUCACAUCAGUAGCAAAAGUGGACUAUUUAACACUCAGACAUGGAUUUAUAACAGCACAUCUGAAUCCAACACCUCAGAGCCAAGCAACAUUCAAUUUUCAAAAGUAUAUCAACAGAUCACUGGAAGAAGACUUCAAAGUUCUAGUUGGAAUAAGCCCUGUGGUAUGGUUAUCAGCUGUACUGUUCCUCCUCACCAACACCAAUGGGUGGUAUUCACAAUACUGGCUGCCAUUCAUCCCUCUAAUUAUAAUUCUUCUGAUCGGGGCGAAAUUCCAAGUUAUCAUAACUAAAAUGGGAACAAGUAUUCUAGAGAGAGGAGAUAUAGUCAGGGGCACUCCAGUAGUACAGCUUGGCGAUGACCUGUUCUGGUUCAGUCGACCACGUGUGAUCCUAUUCUUAAUCCACUUUGUUCUUUUCCAGAAUGCAUUUCAGCUUGCUUUCUUUGCCUGGAGUUGGUACGAAUUUGGAUACCCAUCUUGCUACCACGAGAACCUUGAGGAGAUGUUAAUCAGGAUAACAAUGGGUGUUACAAUACAGGUUCUCUGCAGCUACGUAACCCUCCCCCUCUAUGCGUUAGUCACACAGAUGGGCUCAUCAGUCAAGCCAGUCAUUUUCAGUCAGCGAGUUGCAUCAGCGCUACGCACAUGGCGCCAAAGAGCAAGCAAGAGACUGAGACAGAGGAGGCAAUCCCGGGGGAGCACCCCUGCUGAUGGAGGUGCUUCCCCAGUGCAUCUCUUACGUGAGCACAUGAAAUAUAAUGAUAUCCACAAAGGUAGAGAGGGUGGUGAAGGAGCAUCAGCAUCUCCCAGCCACCGUGAUAUAGAUUAUAUGAUGAGGAAGAGCAGACAUCUAGGUAAGUUGAAAAGGAAUGACACUGAAACUAGUUCGCAGAACUUCUCUUUUGGAAAUAGGCCGAAUUUAGCGGGGAUGGAUGGCUCUAUAUCAGCACAUCCCAGCCACCACUAUAUUGAAGAUAUGGCGAGGAACAGCAUAUCUGAUCGGAUAGAAGGAAGUGAUACUGAACUUAGUUCACAGGAAUUCUCUUUCAGAGAUAAGCCAGAUCCAUCAGGAGUGAGUGGCUCUAAGUGGUAAAUGAACAUCUUGAAAUAUGUGAAUUUAUCUGAUGAUCACACAAAUUUGGUUAUAAUUAAUAUUUCAGAUAUACAUAUAUAGAAACUUAUAGAACACAUCUUGUGAUAUAGCAACAAUAUUG
Molecule: messenger RNA, 1842 nt
Organism: Salvia hispanica
Lineage: Eukaryota; Viridiplantae; Streptophyta; Magnoliopsida; Lamiales; Lamiaceae
Product: MLO-like protein 12
Biological process (GO): defense response
Cellular component (GO): membrane
Source: RefSeq, a predicted model, not a curated record